AUGCAAUUAAGGAAAGAGAUUUGCAGGCUUGUAUUAACAAGAAAAAUGUCUGGAAACGCUAAGCAUUAUGAUUAUUUGGUUAUUGGUGGUGGAUCUGGUGGUGUAGCCUCGAGCAGAAGAGCUGCUUCCUAUGGAGCAAAGACGUUACUAAUCGAGGGAAAAGCCAUGGGUGGUACUUGUGUGAAUGUCGGUUGCGUACCAAAGAAGGUUAUGUGGUAUGCUUCUGAUCUAGCCAAUCGUUUAACGCAUGCCCAUGAGUAUGGGCUAUUUCAAGAUUUGCCAUUGAGUAAAGACAAGCUGACAUUCAACUGGCCACAAUUCAAAGCCAAAAGGGAUGCCUAUAUCCAAAGAUUGAACGGUAUCUACGAAAGAAAUUUAACCAAAGAAGGAGUGGACUAUGUUUAUGGCUGGGCCCGUUUCAAUAAAGAUGGCCAAGUGGAAGUUGUCAAGGAAGACGAAUCCAAAGAAUUAUACACAGCUGAUCACAUCCUAAUUGCUACUGGUGGAAAACCUGUGAUUCCAAAGAAUAUCCCUGGUUAUGAGUACGGUAUUGACUCUGACGGAUUCUUUGCUUUAGAGAAACAACCUAAAAAGGUGGUAGUGGUCGGUGCGGGUUAUAUUGGUGUUGAAUUAGCCGGUGUUUUCCAUGGUUUAGGAAGCGAAACUCACAUGGUAAUCAGAGGUGAAACUUUGUUGCGUAAGUUUGAUGAAAGCAUUCAAUCGACGAUUACGGACCACUAUGUCAAUGAAGGCAUUAACAUACACAAGACUGCUCAGGUUACUAAGGUUGAGAAAAAUGAAUCUACCAAGCAGUUGACCGUUCACUUGGACAAUGGUAAGGUAAUCGAGAAUGUGGAUGACUUAGUUUGGACAAUAGGUCGUAAAUCUUUGCUAGGAAUUGGGCUGGAAAACGUUGGGGUGAAACUUAACGAACGUGAGCAAAUAGUUGUCGAUGAAUAUCAAAACACUAAUGUUCCUAAAAUCUAUUCUUUGGGAGAUGUUGUCGGUAAAGUCGAGUUGACUCCAGUCGCUAUCGCUACUGGUAGAAAGCUUUCGAAUCGUCUCUUUGGGCCCAAGGAAUUUGCCAACCAAAAGCAGGAUUACACAAAUGUUCCUAGUGUUGUUUUCUCUCACCCUGAAGCGGGUACCAUAGGGUUGACUGAAAACGAGGCGAUCGCUAAAUAUGGUGAAGAGAAUAUCAAAAUUUACAACAGCAAAUUCACUGCCAUGUACUACGCUAUGCUUGAGCACAAAUCUCCAACUAGAUACAAGCUCAUCUGUGCUGGCCCCAAUGAAAAGGUUGUAGGGUUGCACAUUGUUGGUGAUUCAUCGGCAGAAAUCCUACAAGGCUUCGGUGUUGCUGUUAAGAUGGGUGCCACAAAGGCAGACUUUGAUUCAUGCGUUGCCAUCCACCCAACUAGUGCUGAAGAAUUGGUCACAUUAAGAUAG
This is a messenger RNA of Lachancea fermentati, 1449 nucleotides long. Lineage: Eukaryota; Fungi; Ascomycota; Saccharomycetes; Saccharomycetales; Saccharomycetaceae. The record is from the annotation of a GenBank genome assembly.